UGUUCUGAGUUCAAAUCCCAGCAAAGUCAGCUUUGCUUUGCAUCUUUCGAAGUACCAGUCAAGUACUGGAGUCGAGGGGAUCGACUAAAUCUUUCAACUCAAAAUUUCUUACCUUUGUCUGAAUCAUAAACUAGUAUUAUUAGUGAAUCAUACGCAACGAAGAAAGGGUGAAAGAGAUAAAGCAAGGUAGGGAGAGAAUAACAAAUAAUAAACGUAACUUGUGUUUCUAUGGAAACGCUUAACAACUGUCAUGGCGAAUUACUUACCGUAAACUUGUUUAUACGUUGAAUCGGCGGCUGUUAUUAUUUUCGUUUUACUGCUUAUUUAUGCCUUACUCUUUGAUAUUUAUACACUGAUACUGAGAAGUAUGCCUCCCAAGGCGACACCAAAGAAAAAAGAUGAUAAGACCGGUGAUAGAGGAAGCAAGCCGGCACCAGUUCCGCUUGUUGUGCCUUUAAGUGAAACCAGUAAAGAAUUUUAUCUUGUUCAAAUUAGGGACCUUGAGCAACGUCUUGAACGGUACCAAAAACGGUGUGAUGAACUUGAAAUUUCAAAUGGCAACUUCCAUGACAAAUAUGUUCAAAUGGACAGUGAUAAAAGAGAAAUUAUUGCAUACUGGAAACAACAGUUAAAGCUAAAAGGUGAAGAGUUGUCUGAUCUUUCUGAGAACUACAGUGGUUUGCAGCUGACCAAGCAAAUUGAGAAAGAGCAAUUUGAGAAACAAGUGAGCAGUCUUCAAAAUGAACUUGACCGAGUCAAGGAAGAGCUCACAGCAGAAAAUACAAUUCUCAAUGGUAAACUAGCUGUUUUAGAAGAAUUCCGUAUACAGAGAAAAGAACUUCUGGAGAAAUUUGCUAAGAUGGAAGUGGAUUUACGAGAAAUGGAAGAACAAAACAAACAGACUAUCUACCAACUUGAGAAAAAACAGGUGAUUGACAAAGACAGACUUAAGAAAGACAUGUUUAUGAGAGUUAAUCAACUUGUUGCGGAGUUUCGAAAAGUUUCUAAUAAACAAAUGGCUGAGACAACAAAACGAACCAUCCGUGAAAAUGUUUCUCUCACAGCUCAAAUGUCAAAGAUGUCAGACAAAACCAUGGAACUUAUACAAGAAAAUGAUGAACUGAAGAACAAAGUGAAAAGAAUGAAGAACAAAAUAGAUGUUUUGGAAUACAACGAGAAAGAGAUUACUAAAAAGAUGCUUAACUGCCAGAAGCAUAUCACCCUCUUGACCACCAAAUGCCAAGAAAGUGAAGGGACCAUAGCUGAAAUGCAACAAAAAGAAGCUGAAUUUAAGAAAAAGCUGAAAGAGAAAGAAAAUUUACAGCAGCAACUAGAAAACACAGAGGAAACUAUUCGAACUGCUUUACAUAAUUCAAAAGAAUUGACUGAAAAGUUGCGUGAUACAGAGACGAAAUUUGAUGAUAUCAGAGAAGAGAAUUCUAUGAUAUUGCAAAUCCUUCAAGAUGCUUCAACUGCUAUAAAGGAUUACCUCUUGUCUUUAGAUGCAGAUGAUAACACAUCAGAGUCACAAGAAUUGAUAGGAACUCAACGAGAUAAUAUGUUGCAACAUUUGCUCAUGAUAUUAAAUACAGCCCGAGUUCUUGGAUUAGGACCAGGAAUUGCUGACUUAAAUCGAUCACGUUCUCCACAAACUGAUGUACCUAGAACGCAAGAGAAGAGGAAAAUAAUAAAUUUGCCACCUAUUCAACUAAAGGGAAGAGAUAUUCCACCAGCUCACUACAACCUAGGGGACAUUGGCUUUGUUCCUCGCGCUAGUCAACCUGUUCUUGGACAUGUGGAAUCUGACAGUUCAAGUGAAGAACAGCCCGAACCUAAAGAAACUCACCAGUCUACUGGAGUUCAGACUUUGAGUAUGAAAAGAACUUUAUUCUUCAAUGAUGAAAUGUUAUGGCAAGCUUUUCCUUCUACCAAAUUCAUAGAAAAUGAAGUAACUAAAAAACCAGAGUCAACAAGUGGUUCCUUGAUCUCAAGAUCUAAAGAUUAUUUAAGAUCCAGAAGAUUGGUUUAGUCAAUUUUUUUGUUACUCAAGUACAAGAACAUAAUGGUAGUGUAGAAAUUUUAUUUUAUAUCAGAUUUUAGGUUUUAUCACUUUAGUUAUUUGCUCAUAAUAUAAUUUCAGUUAAGGAAUAAAGUAAAUUUUGAAUUGAAUAACUUACUGUUUUUGAAUGUUUAAAAUAAAUGCUACUCAUUACAAUAAAUGUUUGAAAUUG
Octopus sinensis (East Asian common octopus) is the source of this 2231-nucleotide messenger RNA. RefSeq names its product cilia- and flagella-associated protein 157-like. NCBI's taxonomy places the organism in Eukaryota, Metazoa, Mollusca, Cephalopoda, Octopoda, Octopodidae. Gene Ontology annotation, cellular component: ciliary basal body; cilium. The transcript has 10 exons. Bases 368 to 2029 code for a protein of 553 amino acids. Gene Ontology annotation, molecular function: microtubule binding. The record is from RefSeq and is a predicted model, not a curated record.